AUGCCGUUUCAAUUUGCAUUCGUCCUGCUCAUUCUGAUAUUUUAUUUCACUGGCGGUGUAACUUCUCUGAACUGUUGGUACUGCCACGGUGAAGCUGUGGCUGAGGAUAGUUGGAUGAUGCCUGCCAGCUCUUGCUGUAAACCGGAUAUUAUUGCCUGUAAUCGUAGCUAUUGCUAUAUUGCCAAAGUGGAAGGCACAACGACAUUCUGGAUUUCGGGAUGCACCGAUGACGAUUUCAAUGGAUGUGAUCAUCACCAUAUCCCGUACAACUCAACACUUACACGAUGCCAGUGUGAUAGCGAUCUGUGUAGUCCAAUCGAAAGGAUACCACACUGUGCCAAAGAAUUGGUACAUAACAAAUCGAAGAUCAUACUUGCGAAGAAUGCAGGCCAGAGACCCAAUAAUACGCCAGCAAACUUGUCAACGAGGUGCAACACUUCAUUAUAUUCGGCAUGGCUACUUAUAACUGCGUCAGGUGAGUUACCUUCUUUUUUUUUUUUUUUUUUCUUAUAA
Messenger RNA from Gongylonema pulchrum, 513 nucleotides. Lineage: Eukaryota; Metazoa; Nematoda; Chromadorea; Rhabditida; Gongylonematidae. The record is from the annotation of a GenBank genome assembly.